GUGUAUCUCUCAGGUUUUUUGUAUGCGAUCCUAACUAAAGACGACAUGUCUCGUCGAUAAUUUCCUAGCCACUGGUGUAACCAACCAAGAAGACACCAAGUUUGCGACUUUGAUACUUGACGAAUAUGCAUGGAUUUACCGUCCGUCCAACACCACACAACAGGCUCUUCUGUCUCCCUUGCCUGUCUUCAAGAUCUCUUCUUUACCUACAAAUUAAAGCUAAACUAUCAACACCCAGUUGCAGAUACAGCUAUGGAGGUGGUUUUAGCCUUAUUUUAUUUGGACCCAAUGUAUUCGCUCCAAUCUUCAAGAAUAGGAGAAGCUACAGUCAUACCCUUUUGAGAGCAAGCCGUAAAGAGUCUCCUUAUGAAGUUUUAGGCGUUUCUCCUUCCGCCCCUCCUGAUGAAAUCAAAAGAGCGUAUAGGAAACUUGCUUUAAAGUAUCACCCUGAUGUUAAUAAAGAGACAAAUGCUCAGGAGAAAUUUAUGAGGAUUAAGCACGCAUACAACACAUUGGUGAAUUCUGAAUCUCGGAGAAAGUAUGAUGCUGGAAACUCAUCUGGUUUUUCAUACUCUAGUGGUCAGAAAACACAAAGCAGCAAUACCCAAGAUGAAGAAGAUUUUUAUGGACUUGGUAAUUUUAUGAGGGGUUUUCAGAUAACAAUAGGGGACUUCUUUAGGGAUCUGCAAGAAGAAUUCCAGAAUUGGGAAGCGAGUGCUCCAUCUCAAGGGAAGCCAAAGAGCCUAUGGGAAGAAUUGGCAGAAAUAGGGGAAGAAUUUGUCGAAUUCCUAGAGAAAGAGCUCAACAUAACAGAUACAGAAUUUGAAGGAAAUAAAAAUGAUGGAUUUCAAGAAGAUGAUUUUUUUUCCAGUUCUAGCACCAAGAGAACGGGAAAUGGUGCUCAAAAUGAAGAUGGCAAGAGUAGCAGCAUCCAAGAUAACAUUGAUGAGAUUGAAGCUACUCUUGCUAAGUUGAAAAGGGAAUUGGGCUUAUAGCAAGGAAAUGCAGCCUACCACUGUACCCUAAGUUAGAGAUAUUGAAGGUUGAAGGCGGCAAGUGGGGCUACCAAUCUGUAAUCUAGAGUCCAGACAACACUCAGAUAUAGUUAGUUCAUCGUGAGAUCUCAAAAACUCCAGGGCUGACUUCUUCUGAAGAUCUCAUCAGUUACAUCUCGAAGCAGUUAUGGAUGCAAAACAUCCAACUUCCGACCUGAGGACUGCAAAAUGUUGACGGCAGAAGUGCCAUCCUGUCUCUUGCAGUAUCUUUAUGAAUCUGAUGUCUUAAAUUAGACUGGUGACUUGUAAAAACCCUAGAAAGGAUAAUCUAUAAAUGGAUUCGAUUUACAUAAACU
Populus euphratica (Euphrates poplar) is the source of this 1351-nucleotide messenger RNA. RefSeq names its product Chaperone DnaJ-domain superfamily protein. Gene Ontology annotation, biological process: protein refolding. The coding region runs from base 126 to 995 and encodes 289 amino acids. Lineage: Eukaryota; Viridiplantae; Streptophyta; Magnoliopsida; Malpighiales; Salicaceae. The record is from RefSeq and is a predicted model, not a curated record. Gene Ontology annotation, cellular component: cytoplasm. The transcript has 5 exons.